Messenger RNA from Limulus polyphemus (Atlantic horseshoe crab), 5020 nucleotides. Its product is annotated as metal transporter CNNM4-like. Gene Ontology annotation, molecular function: transmembrane transporter activity. Gene Ontology annotation, cellular component: plasma membrane. Lineage: Eukaryota; Metazoa; Arthropoda; Merostomata; Xiphosura; Limulidae. The record is from RefSeq and is a predicted model, not a curated record. Gene Ontology annotation, biological process: magnesium ion homeostasis; transport.
UGCAAUAUUUGUUUGGUUAACGAGAAUAUGGCGUCUCACUUGUGGUUGUGUAGAAAGAUCUAUUUGUCGUUGCUUCUUAUUUUUGUAAUUUACUCUGAUGUUACAAGCCAAACUUUGAAAGAAACUGCCGGCGAAGCGCUUGUGAAUGGUAAAGAAAGUUUUAAUGACUCUGCCAGCGGCAGUGUAAAUAGAGUGGAGCACUCGCUACCAGCUCUGGUUGCUGGAUUGAGAGGAGAGGGAAACAAGGUGUCUGUAUCACCUAAUGGAGCCACACUUAUUCCAGCCAACCAAGAGAUUGUAUUGCGGUUCUUUGGAGCAAAUUUUACAAAACUCACCGCUAUACGAUUUACAACCAUCAAGCAGAAAAAAGGCAGUAACUGUAAUUAUUUAUCAACCACAAAGGUAGUAUACCUACAAGAAGAAGGAUUCUUAAACAACAAUGCAAUUUUUCUUAGCGUUACUCUACCAGAUAUGGAAUCUGCAGAUGACUACUAUUAUAUUUGUGUGAAUGAUAAUCAAGAACCUAACCAUGCAGGAUAUUGGAUUCAUCAAGGAGAUGACCCUUGGAUGCGCAUCCAGACAGAAAGUAGUGUUCUUCCCCUUUGGUUACAGAUCUGUUUCAUAAUAGUUCUUCUUGUUUUGUCUGGGUUGUUUAGUGGUUUAAAUUUAGGUUUAAUGGCCCUAGAUAAGACAGAGCUAAAGGUUAUUGAAAGUGUAGGUUCAUCAAAAGAGAAAAAAUAUGCACGAUCAAUUUCUCCAUUACGGUCUAGAGGAAAUUAUCUGCUUUGUUCUUUACUGCUUGGUAAUGUGUUGGUGAACAGCAGCUUAACUAUAUUACUAGACAGCAUUUCAUCGGGGCUCAUUGCUGUAAUUGGAUCAACUAUUAGUAUUGUUGUAUUUGGUGAGAUAAUUCCACAGGCAAUUUGUUCCCGUCAUGGACUUGCUGUUGGUGCAAGAACAGUAUUGCUCACAAAGUUUUUUAUGCUUGUAACAUUUCCAUUAUCAUUCCCUAUCAGCAAGAUCUUAGAUUGGAUUCUGGGUGAGGAGAUAGGCAAUGUGUAUGAUCGGGAGAAAUUGAUCGAAUACAUUAAAGUAACCAUGGCUUAUAACAAGUUAGAAAAUGAAGAGGUUAAUAUUAUCUCUGGUGCUCUUGAACUGAAAAAGAAGACAGCAUCUCAAGUCAUGACCAAGAUAGAAGAUGUAUUCAUGAUUCCAAAUGACAGCAUUUUGGACUUUGAAACAAUGUCUGCAAUUUUAAAAAAGGGAUACACUCGCAUUCCAGUUUAUGAUGGAGUCAGAAACAACAUUGUCUCUCUCCUGUUUACUAAGGAUUUAGCUUUUGUGGAUCCUGAAGACAACACACCAGUCAGAACUCUUUGCGAGUUUUAUAACCAUCCAAUCAACUAUGUGUUUGAAGAUGAAACAUUGGAUGUACUCUUGGAAGAAUUCAAAAAAGGUCGCUCACAUAUGGCAUUUGUUCGUUAUAUCAACACUGAAGGUGAAGGAGAUCCCUUCUAUGAAAUUGUUGGUGUGGUUACUCUUGAGGAUGUCAUUGAAGAAAUUAUCCAGUCAGAAAUUGUCGAUGAAACAGACACUGUGUGUGAUAAUAGACGGAAACAACUUCGUAAAGAUGCUCAGGUGAAACAGGAUUUCUCAGACUUUGCUAAGAUAGGAGAAGGCCAACAGGGAAAAACAUCAUAUCCUCAACUGGCUUUAGCAACAUUUCAAUAUCUGUCAACCUCUCUUGAACCAUUCCAGAAGGAAUUCAUUUCUACCACCGUUCUUCGACGCCUUAUGACCCAGAACAUCUUCUUCAACUUGAAGCUGCGUAGCAAAGAUGACAUGAAUGCUCCAGCAAUGACCAUAUACCAGGCUGGGAAACCUUCUGACUAUUUUGUCCUAAUUCUUGAAGGUAGAGUUAGAGUUCAAGUAGGCAAGGAAAAUUUGGUUUUUGAAGCAGGACCAUUUACAUGUUUUGGAUGUACUGCAUUAUUGAGUGGCAUCACACCAGGAGAGUCUGGUUCUCAAGUACUAGCUCCUGGUUCAUCUCCUAGCCUGACCAAUGCUCCAAUAGAGCCAAGCUCAUCAAAAGCAAGCUUUAUUCCAGACUACACGGUAGUGGCAGUCAGCGACACUUUGUACAUGAAGGUUCACCGUGCUGUGUACUUAGCUGCUUACAGGGCUACUCUUAUGGAACGCCAGAAGCAGCGCUCUGAAACUAACUUGGAAGACCCAUUUAAAGGAGAACUAGAGAAGGUCUUGAACACUGUCAAUAUCCUUGAUGGUCUACCAGAACAGAUUAUAACUUCACCAUCAGCUACAUUCAACCAGAAUUUAUCACAGGAAUCUAGCUCUCCGACUACUCCCAGCAUACAUGAACAUCAAUCCAUGUCUCAGGUAAAAAGUGAAUGGCAAAGACCUCAGACUAGUCUGGAGACCACCAGUGCCCCUUUCUUAGCCAAUGAAGUCAAACCAAAUGGUUCACUUGGUCCGGCAGCUUGGAAAAUUCCUGAAACUCUCAAGACCCAAGAAACGAAUGAAGAUACUGGGAAUUUGAAACAUAUUGAAUUAAAAGUAAUGGACUCGGAUGGAAAAGUGGAUCCAACUAAUGAUCAUCCAGAAGAAGAAAGAACAACAGAACAAACACAACUGCUGUCAACUACUGAUGCUCAGAGUUGACACCAAGCUAAGAAAACCACCUGAUAGUACUCCUAGCUGUUGAUGUAGUCGCUGUUUUGUAGAUUUUUGCUCUCACAAAUAGCACAUAUCUGUAGUAUAGACUUCUAUUUACAGUGAGAAUGGUGUAUGAGAUGAUAGUUUAAACUGUAAUUUUUGCCAAAUAUUUUUUCUUUUUAUAUGCUGACUUGUUUCUUGUAGUUAAAAAGAACAGGUAUGGAGAUGAUGUUAUCUGGCUGCUGAAAAUUGUAUUAGAUAAUUCUUUAUUUCUGUAGCUAAAGUGAGUAAAAACUAUAGAGCAAAGAUAAUUUUUUAAAUGUUUGUUCAAUUUUUAGGUACUUCAGGAACUGUAAUACUGGCAUAAUAACUGUUUGUACAGUUCUUGUGUUUGACUGGCUAGCUGUUGUUCAUUUGUGGUGCAGAUGUUACUUAAGUGUGCAUAAAGAAUAAAAGGUUAGAGGAAAUAUAUAUAUCUGAAAAUGGCUUUGUAAACAAAUGCAGAGUGAUGAACUUGUUGAUAAAAAAAAGAUUAUUUUAUUCUUUUAUACACAGUUUUGUUUAUUAGAAGCAUCCACACGAUUAUAUAUAUUAUUUAGUUUUUGUGUUUCACUUAAAGUAGGUUUAACAUUGUAUAAAAAUAUUAUUGCUCGUAUUUUUCAAGAUAGGCUUACUUACUCGAGUGGAUAAUAAUCAUUAUUUAUUUUCUUGUAUACAUUAAAGCAAACAAUGAUUAUAAAUGUUUUCAUGAGCAAUAAUUAUAUGAAUAUAACAUUAAAAGUCAGACCAUUAAUUAACAUUACUAAUUGCAGCAGUUUCUGGUAGCACGGGUAGUUCCAAACAGUUGAUGAAGCACUGAAAGCUAGAAGAUCAAUGAGAAUAAUGUACAUAGGAUUGUUUGUGUAAUCAUAUGCUAUUGUUAUUUGUAAAUUCAUUUGAUUUUAUGUAAUAGCUGUUUCUCUAUUUAUAUGUAUAAACUUUCUAUAAAGUUUGUACUUUUUGUUAUUCACACUUACAGCAUGACAACUUCAAUAGCUUUAGGUUCUUUAAUUGUACAUUUUCAACAAAUACAAAAUUUCUUCCAAGAACUCAGGUCCAACAAGUAUAUGUCUACUCUAAUGCCACAUCUCUUCCAAGCAUAAGUCAGGUGCUAGAAAUGUAUAUUGACAUUAAAGCUAUGACUAGGACAAAACAUUGAUGUCAUGUAUUUGUGUAAUGACCAGACCUUUUACCUUUCUUGCUAAACAUCAUGAAUGCCACAUAUAUGUGAUAAUACUAAUAAAACAGCCUGUAAUCUGCUUUAGAUGGUUUAAGUAAAAGCCAAUCAAUGUUAAAAAUCAAAUUAAUUUUUUAAAUAAUUUUAAUAAUUGCAAUGUAAACCAUUGUCUAAAAAUAGUUCUUAUUCUAUAGAAGUGAACAUACAGUCAAAUUUAUAUGUUCGAAAGGUGCAUAUGAUCAUAUUUAUAGUUACAACAGAAACAAUAUAUAUAUAUAAGUAAUAGUUUAAUAAACAGUUGAUAUUAAUAAUAAUAUGGCCUGAUUAGUAAUCACUUAAAGACAAUUUUUUUUUCAGAAGAUAAAACAAUACAGUUUACCAAAAAAAUGUAUGUGUACACACAGUUUAGUAUAUAUAUAUACUUCCUAACAGGUUACACAAGUAUCAGAAAUAUCAUGAAUUACCUUUGGAAAUGUUGUCUUGAGUACCAACUGUAUGAAUAAAUGAUAAUUAAUGUCAUAAGAUAUAAUCAUUCAUAAACAAAACAUUCUCUUAUCUAAAAUUACAAAUUCAUAAAUUGCUAAAUGUAUUGUGUCAAAGUUAACAGUGGUUCUUUCUAUACUCUUAAAUGUCGAAAACAAUGAGUUACAACAUGUGGUUUUAGUACUCAAAACCGAGUUGUACUAAUUUAGAAUACUUGUAUGAUUUUAGAAAAGAGUUUGACAUUGGGCUAACAGGUGGGUGUAAUUUUAUGUUUUUAGAAAUGUAACGUUCGGUAUACAGAUAAAUAUACAUUUGUAAAUAGAAAAAUCCAUUGUUGUUUUAGUUUUAAGACAUUUGAUUCCAUUAAUAAUGCCAGUGUAACCAAAGAUUUAUGUUGAAAACACCAAGUACUGGUGCUGCCUAAUAUUGCAGGAUGGCUGUUGAGAAUAUUGUUGUAUAGUUCAGUAUUGUAUUAUCCUAUUAAGUGUGAUGUUUGUGUGAUAUCUUUAGGUUAAAGAAUAUAAUAUUAUAAUUACACAUCACUGUUUAGUCAUAAUGUAUAUGGAUUUUGUAAAUUAUGAGUAAAACAGUUGUAGUUUCUUUGUGUUAUUAUCAAGCUGCUGAAUAAAAUUUUAGUGUUAAUGAAAA